AUGAGGAGCCUUACGUGGCUAUUUAUCUUUGCACCUACUGUCUUGACUCACAGCACUCAUCAUCCACGCCCAACGGCCAUUACGCGCAAUGGUACCAUCCACGGCGUACAACUCCCCUCCUUCCAGCAAGAUCUCUUCCUGGGAAUUCCUUACGCCCAAGCCCCGCGACUAGACAACCCUAAGCCUAUCAACACUACCUACGAUCACGACGCUCCGUUUGACGCUUCUCGAUACGGAAACACAUGCUACGGCUUCGGCUCCAACGAGCUUUUGGGACUGACCCAGAGCGAAGACUGUUUGAAUUUGAACAUCAUCCGACCAUCCAGAGCAACAGUGGACAAUCAUGCCAACCCCCUCCCUGUCUUAUUCUGGUUGUACGGCGGAGGCCUACAUCAGGGUUCUUCCGCGGACCCAAUGUGGAAUCUAUCGUAUAUUGUGCAACGAUCUGUAGAAGAGGAACAGCCCCUUAUCGCCGUAAGUAUCAAUUACCGUCUCUCUUUCCUCGGAUUUCCAGGAGGACGCGAGGCUUUAAAUGCCGGGGUGACCAACCUUGGACUUAAAGACCAGCGAUUGGCCCUGGCUUGGAUCCAAGAGAACAUCAUUGCAUUCGGUGGUGAUCCGUCUCGGGUGACAAUCUGGGGCGAGUCUGCGGGCGGAGUCAGUGUUGUACAGCAGCUAGUUGCCUAUGGAGGCCAUGGUGGCACUGAGUUGUUCAGUGGUGCCAUUGCAGUCAGCGGUUUCGCUACGGGCGCUGCUUUGCCGGAAACGGAGAAGAUGCAGGCUGGAUUUGACAAGCUGGUGGAAGGGGCCAAUUGUACGAUGGCAGAGAAUAAGCUUGACUGUCUUCGCGGGACAUCCUUGUAUAAUCUGUAUCCCAUUGAAGGGAGCACGGAUGGGGGAUGGGGUCCUGUGAUAGAUGGUGAUUUUCUGCGGAGACCUCCUGCUUGGGAGAUUCUGGAUGGGAACUGUGCUCGUGUGCCUCUCCUUUUGGGCUGUAAUUCGGACGAGGGUCUUAUCAAAGUGACGGCGUCGGGAUAUUUCCCCAACGGGACGAAUGAGACUACGACCUUACUGGAGACCAAUUUCCCUCUCCUCCAACAUUCGGUCAUCGAGCAGUUACUGGAUCUCUAUCCAGAAGACGAGGAAGCACCACCGUACUCCCUCCCGCCAGACUUCGCGUGGUGCGAGGCUAUGCACGCCGUCAAUCUCCCCUGUGGCUCCCAGUACCGCCGCGCCGCGGCCCUGCUGGGCGACUACGUCUCGAACGCGCCCCGACGGUAUAUGGCCCAGCUGUGGUCAGGACUUGGUCUGCCGACGUACAGCUUCCACUUCAAGGCAGCCACGACGGGGAUCCCGAUCCAGUACUUCUACGGUCUGGGUCCUGGCUUUGCAAACCACGGGGCCGAGUUAGCGUAUGAGAUGGGGUUGCCGGGGGGGUUUACUACGCCGAUUCGGUUUUAUCCGCCGGUAAAGAAUGUUUCUGGGCAUGUGGCUUUGUCGGCGGAAAUGAAUCGACGAUGGAUUGCGUUUGCUGCGAGAAGGGAUCCGAAUGAGUUGACAGAUGGGAAUUCGUCACUAAAGUGGAGGGAGUAUAAAACAUCAGCAUCGAAUUUUGUUUUCGAUGCUACUGACGAGGAUCGCAUUCUGUAUAUGGAGACAGAUGAUUACCGUGAAGAAGCAUGUCAAAUAUGGACGGACAAUGUCGCCCAGACAGAUUAUUCUGGCCAAGGGCCAUAG
Messenger RNA from Penicillium cinerascens, 1737 nucleotides. RefSeq lists its product as uncharacterized. The transcript is spliced from 2 exons. The record is from RefSeq and is a predicted model, not a curated record. NCBI's taxonomy places the organism in Eukaryota, Fungi, Ascomycota, Eurotiomycetes, Eurotiales, Aspergillaceae. The coding region runs from base 1 to 1737 and encodes 578 amino acids.